Molecule: messenger RNA, 11330 nt
Organism: Pimephales promelas (fathead minnow)
Lineage: Eukaryota; Metazoa; Chordata; Actinopteri; Cypriniformes; Leuciscidae
Source: RefSeq, a predicted model, not a curated record
CUUUGCCUGUGGGGAAAAUAAAGAGCAACUUUAAAUUUGGAUAUUAGUUUUUUGUGUUUUUCGCCACAGCCAUGAGCUCGGGGAAGGGCCGAGGAGGCGGCUAAAGACGCGGCCGAUAUAGCGACGUUCUUCAAAUCUGAUUGUGCGCUUUCAAAAUGUGAGCCCAAAGGUGAAGUCUCCAAUCAGAAAACAGGAUUUCGCAGGAACGAAGAGAUGAAGGCGAUGGAAGUGCUGCCCAUCCUAAAAGAAAAAGUGGCCUUCUUGUCAGGUGGCAGAGACAAGCGCGGAGGUCCGGUUUUAACAUUCCCAUCACGAACUAACCACGACCGAAUACGACACGAAGAUCUCCGCAGACUCAUCGCCUACCUCGCCGGCAUCCCUAGCGAGGACGUGUGCAAACAUGGCUUCACGGUCAUCGUGGACAUGCGUGGCUCCAAGUGGGAUUCCAUCAAGCCUCUCCUGAAGAUCCUGCAGGAAUCGUUUCCCUGCUGCAUCCACAUCGCCCUCAUCAUCAAACCAGACAACUUCUGGCAAAAACAGAGGACCAACUUCGGCAGCUCCAAGUUUGAGUUUGAGACCACAAUGGUUUCCCUGGAGGGCUUAUCGAAGGUGGUGGACCCGUCCCAGUUGACGCCCGACUUCGAGGGCAGCCUGGACUACAACCAUGAAGAGUGGAUCGAGAUCCGCGUGGCCUUCGAAGACUUCACAGGCAACGCUCGGCACCUGCUCGCCCGCCUGGAGGAGAUGCAAGAAACGGUCACACGCAAAGACUUCCCGCAGGACCUGGAGGGAGCCCGGCGCAUGAUCGAGGAGCACGCGGCCCUGAAGAAGAGGGUGAUGAAGGCUCCCAUGGAGGAGGUGGACAGCGAGGGCCAGAGGCUCCUGCAGAGGAUUCAGAGCAGCGAGAGCUACGCUAACCGAACUGUGCCUGUGCCACCCGGGCAGAGGGAAGGGCAAGGGCAGCCCAACGCUGACACCCAGGGCCUUCUGCCCCGCAUCUCAGCCCUGCUGGAGAAACUUCACAGCACCCGGCAGAACCUGCACCAGGCCUGGCACGUGCGCAAGCUGCAGUUGGACCAGUGCUUCCAGCUCAGGCUGUUUGAGCAGGAUGCUGAAAAGAUGUUUGACUGGAUCAUGCACAACAAAGGGCUGUUUCUGGCUGGAUACACUGAGAUAGGCAACAACCAUCCCCACGCCAUGGAGCUGCAAACCCAGCACAACCACUUCGCCAUGAACUGCAUGAAUGUUUACGUAAACAUAAACCGCAUCAUGUCGGUGGGGAACCGUCUGCUGGAGGCGGGCCACUAUGCGUCCCAGCAGAUCAAGCAGAUCUCAGGUCAGCUGGAGCAGGAGUGGAAGGCCUUCGCUGCUGCGCUGGACGAGAGGAGCGCUCUUCUGGAAAUGUCUGCUACUUUCCACCAGAAAUGUGACCAGUACAUGAGUAACGUGGACUCAUGGUGUAAGGCGUGUGGGGAAGUGGACCUACCCUCUGAGCUACAGGACCUGGAGGACGCCAUCCACCAUCACCAAGGCCUGUAUGAACACAUCACCGCUGCCUACUCUGAGGUGAGUCAAGAUGGAAAAGCCUUAUUGGACAAACUUCAGCGCCCUUUGACCCCCGGCAGCGCUGAUUCGUUGACGGCGUCUGCCAAUUACUCCAAGGCGGUUCACCAUGUUUUGGACAUCAUCCAUGAGGUUCUGCAUCACCAGAGACAGCUGGAGAACAUCUGGCAACACCGUAAGGUCCGGCUGCACCAACGUCUGCAGCUGUGUGUAUUCCAGCAGGAUGUUCAGCAGGUUCUUGACUGGAUUGAGAACCACGGUGAGGCAUUCCUCAGCAAACACACGGGGGUGGGGAAGUCUCUGCAUCGCGCACGAGCCCUGCAGAAACGCCAUGAAGACUUCGAGGAAGUUGCUCAGAAUACAUACACUAAUGCUGAUAAGCUGCUUGAAGCGGCGGAACAGUUGGCCCAGACGGGCGAGUGUGACCCGGAGGAGAUCUAUCAGGCCGCUCAUCAGCUGGAGGACCGGAUCCAGGACUUUGUAAGGCGUGUGGAGCAGCGAAAGGUCUUGCUGGACAUGUCAGUAGCUUUCCACACCCAUGUGAAAGAGCUGUGGACAUGGCUGGAGGAGCUGCAAAAGGAGUUGUUGGACGACGUAUACGCCGAGUCGGUGGAGGCUGUUCAGGACCUGAUCAAGCGUUUCGGGCAGCAACAGCAGACCACACUGCAGUUCACUGUAAAUGUCAUCAAAGAGGGAGAGGAUCUUAUUCAGCAACUCAGAGACUCGGCCAUCUCCAGCAACAAGACUCCUCACAACAGCUCCAUCAACCACAUCGAGAGCGUCCUGCAGCAGCUGGAUGAGGCUCAGGCUCAGAUGGAAGAGCUCUUCCAGGAGAGGAAGAUCAAACUGGAGCUUUUCCUCCAGCUCAGGAUCUUUGAGAGGGAUGCCAUUGACAUUAUCUCCGAUCUAGACUCAUGGAAUGAGGAGCUGUCGCAGCAGAUGAAUGACUUCGACACAGAAGACCUGACGCUUGCCGAACAGAGACUACAGCACCACGCAGAUAAAGCCCUGACCAUGAACAACCUGGCCUUCCAUGUGAUCCACCAGGGCCAGGAGCUGCUGCAGUACGUCAACGAGGUGCAGGCGUCCGGUGUGGAGUUGCUGUGUGACCGUGAUGUGGACAUGGCCACCCGCGUUCAGGAUCUACUGGAGUUUCUACAUGAGAAACAGCAAGAGCUGGACGUGGCGGCGGAGCAGCACCGCAGACACCUGGAGCAAUGUGUGCAACUGCGCCACCUACAGGCAGAGGUCAAACAGGUUCUGGGUUGGAUCCGUAAUGGUGAAUCAAUGCUGAAUGCAGGUCUGAUUACGGCCAGUUCUCUUCAAGAAGCCGAGCAGCUGCAGAGAGAGCAUGAGCAGUUCCAGCAUGCUAUCGAGAAAACCCAUCAGAGCGCGCUACAGGUCCAGCAAAAAGCCGAGGCCCUUCUCCAGGCCAAUCACUAUGACAUGGACAUGAUCCGCGACUGCGCAGAGAACGUGGCGUCCCACUGGCAGCAGCUCAUGCUGAAGAUGGAAGACCGGCUCAAGCUGGUCAACGCCUCCGUGGCCUUUUACAAGACCUCCGAACAGGUAUGUAGUGUUUUGGAGAGUCUGGAGCAGGAGUACAAGCGUGAGGAGGACUGGUGCGGGGGAGCCGACAAACUCGGGCCCAACUGUGAAACCGACCACGUCAGCCCCAUGAUCAGCAAGCACCUGGAGCAGAAAGAGGCCUUCCUCAAGGCGUGCACCUUGGCCAGGCGGAAUGCCGAUGUGUUCCUGAAGUACAUGCACAGAAACAGUGUCAGCAUGCCUGGGAUGCUGAGUCACGUCAAAGCUCCAGAGCAGCAGGUCAAAAAUAUCCUGAACGAGUUGCUGCAAAGGGAGAAUCGGGUUCUUCACUUCUGGACCAUGAGGAAGAGGAGGCUGGACCAGUGUCAGCAGUAUGUGGUGUUUGAACGCAGUGCCAAACAGGCUCUGGAGUGGAUCCACGACACCGGUGAGUUCUAUCUGUCCACACACACCUCCACGGGCUCCAGCAUCCACCACACACAGGAGCUUCUGAAGGAGCACGAGGACUUCCACAUCACAGCCAAGCAAACCAAAGAGCGGGUGAAACUGCUGAUACAGUUAGCAGAUGGGUUCUGCGAUAAGGGCCACUCCCACGCCGCUGAGAUUAAGAAAUGGGUCACGGCCGUGGACAAACGCUAUCGAGACUUCUCCCUUCGCAUGGACAAGUAUCGCACUUCUCUCGAAAAAGCCCUCGGCAUCUCUUCAGACUCGAACAAAGCAAGUAAAGACCUGCAGUUGGACAUCAUCCCAGCUAGUGCUCCAGGGUCAGAGGUCAAACUCAGAGAUGCUGCCCACGAGCUUAAUGAAGAGAAGCGCAAGUCCGCCCGCAGGAAGGACUUCAUCAUGGCUGAGCUGAUCCAGACAGAAAAAACAUAUGUGCGAGACUUGCGAGAGUGUAUGGACACAUAUCUUUGGGAGAUGACCAGUGGCGUGGAGGAGAUCCCACCAGGGAUUGUCAACAAAGAGCAUAUCAUUUUUGGUAACAUGCAGGACCUCUACGAGUUCCAUCACAAUAUAUUCCUCAAAGAGCUGGAGAAGUACGAGCAGCUUCCUGAAGAUGUGGGCCACUGUUUUGUGACCUGGGCUGAUAAGUUCCAGAUGUACGUGAACUACUGCAAGAACAAACCAGACUCCACUCAGCUUAUUCUUGAGCAUGCUGGAGGAUAUUUUGACGAAAUUCAACAGAGGCAUCGUCUGGCCAACUCCAUCUCAUCAUACCUCAUCAAACCCGUUCAGAGAAUAACCAAGUACCAGCUGCUCCUAAAGGAGCUCCUGACGUGUUGCGAGGAAGGCAAAGGUGAAAUCAAGGAUGGUCUGGAGGUCAUGCUAAGUGUUCCCAAGAGAGCCAACGAUGCCAUGCACUUGAGCAUGCUGGAAGGGUUUGACGAGAACAUCGAGUCCCAGGGAGAACUGAUCCUGCAGGAGGCUUUCCAGGUGUGGGAUCCCAAGACCCUGAUCCGUAAGGGACGGGAGCGUCACCUGUUCCUCUUCGAGAUGUCACUGAUCUUCAGCAAGGAGGUUAAAGACUCCAAUGGCAGGAGCAAGUACAUCUACAAGAGCAAGCUUUUUACCUCUGAGCUGGGCGUUACCGAGCAUGUAGAAGGAGAUCCAUGUAAAUUUGCCCUCUGGAUUGGACGCACCCCAACUUCAGACAACAAGAUUGUUCUCAAGGCGUCCGGUAUUGAGAACAAGCAGGACUGGAUAAAGCACAUCCGUGAAGUGAUUCAGGAGCGCACUGUGCACCUGAAGGGGGCGUUGAAGGAGCCCAUCCACAUCCCCAAAGCCUCCACAUCCAAACACAAGGGGCGCAGAUACACCCCCAGGGAUGGAGAGGAUCUGGACAGUCAGGGUGACGGCAGCAGUCAGCCUGACACCAUCUCUCUGGCCUCCAGGACCUCACAGAAUACGCUGGACAGUGACAAGUUAUCAGGUGGCUGUGAGCUGACAGUGGUCAUCCAUGACUUCAUGGCCGGUAACAGUAAUGAACUGACGGUGCGGAGAGGACAGACAGUGGAGGUACUAGAGAGGCUCCACGAUAAGCCGGACUGGUGUUUGGUGAGGACCACGGACCGUUCCCCUGCCCAGGAGGGCCUGGUGCCCUGUGCCACACUCUGUAUCGCCCACUCCCGCAGCAGCAUGGAGAUGGAGGGCAUCUUUAACCACAAAGACGCGCUCUCUGUGUGCAGUAACGAUGCCAUCUUGCCAGGCUCUUCUGCCACCUUGCAACCAGGUCAUGUGAUGGGCUCCCAGAGUUCCCCUGGGCCCAAACGCCCUGGCAACACAUUAAGGAAAUGGCUGACCAGCCCUGUGAGAAGACUCAGCAGCGGUAAAGCCGACGGCCACGUGAAGAAGCUAGCACACAAACACAAGAAGAGCCGUGACGUCAGAAAGAACGCUGACCCAGGCUCGCAGAAAGACUCGGACGACAGCGCUGCCACGCCACAGGAUGAGACUCUGGAGGAGAGGGUGCGUAACGAGGGUCUGAGCAGCGGCACCCUCUCUAAAUCAUCAUCAUCAGGUAUGCAGAGCUGUGGAGAGGAAGAGGGAGAGGAAGGAGCUGAUGCUGUGCCUCUUCCUCCACCCAUGGCCAUCCAACAGCACAGCCUCCUCCAGCCCGACGCACAGGAUGACAAGACUUCUUCCCGUCUCUCCGUCCGACCCUCCAGUUCUGAGACUCCCAGCGCUGCAGAGCUAGUCAGUGCCAUUGAGGAGCUGGUCAAAAGCAAGAUGGCUCUGGAGGACCGGCCCAGCUCUUUGUCUGUGGAACAAGGGGACAGCAGCAGCCCCUCUUUCAAUCCAUCAGAUAACUCCCUGCUCUCCUCCUCCUCUCCGAUCGAUGAAAUAGAGGAACGCAAGACCGGCUUCCUCAAGAGACGCCAUUACAUCCUGCUGGAACUGAUCGAGACGGAGAGGGACUAUGUGAGAGAUCUCAGUUUGGUCGUGGAGGGCUAUAUGACCAGGAUGAGGGAAGAUGGAGUACCAGAUGAUAUGAAAGGAAAAGACAAGAUCGUUUUUGGAAACAUUCAGCAGAUAUAUGACUGGCACAAAGAUUUCUUCCUGGGAGAGCUUGAGAAGUGCCUUGAGGACCCUGACCGGCUGGGCCCUCUGUUCCUCAAACAUGAGCGACGGCUGCACAUGUACAUUGUUUACUGCCAGAACAAACCUAAAUCUGAGCACAUUGUCUCAGAGUAUAUCGACACCUAUUUCGAGGAUCUGAAACAGUGUCUGGGUCACAGGCUUCAGAUCACUGAUCUGCUCAUUAAACCUGUUCAGAGAAUUAUGAAGUACCAGCUGCUGCUUAAGGAUUUCCUCAAAUUUUCCAAAAAAAUUGGAAUUGAUUCAGUGGAAUUGGAGAAAGCGGUUGAGGUCAUGUGCAUUGUACCAAAAAGAUGCAACGACAUGAUGAAUGUUGGUCGACUCCAGGGAUUUGAUGGAAAGAUCAUUGCUCAGGGGCGUCUCCUCCUGCAGGACACCUUCAUGGUGGCCGAACCGGACGGCGGCCUGCUGAACAGGAUGAAGGAGAGAAGAGUCUUCCUCUUUGAACAGAUUGUAAUCUUCAGUGAACCUUUAGAUAAAAAGAGGGGCUUCUCAAUGCCUGGCUACCUGUAUAAAUACAGCAUCAAGGUGAGCUGUCUGGGGCUGGAGGAUAAUGUGGACGGUGACCCCUGUAAAUUCGCACUGACCUCCAGAACGUCUAAUAGCAGCAAAGAGGCGUUUAUCCUGCACUCGAGCCAUCCUGGAGUACGACAAGUCUGGAUGCUGCAGAUCAGCCAAAUCCUGGAGAGCCAGCGUCAUUUCCUCAAUGGUACAGCAACCAGCAACACUUACGAGUAUAAAAGUAGGUCUUUAGCGCUUACAUCUCCUAUAGACUACCAGAGGAACCAUGUGGAGGGCCCUGGUGUCUCAGGCAGCAGUGUACAGGCUGGAGGGAACGGGGGUCAGGGGAUGGCCCCCGGAGGAGGCGGAGGGGCCCCGGCUGGGUCGGGUUCCCGCUCUCGUCCCUCCCGUAUUCCCCAGCCCUCGCGCUUGCCUCAGCCGCUCCGUCAUCACUCUCCCGCCCUGGGGCCCGGAGCCCACGAGCCCGACGGCCUCGACAAAAUAUCAGGUAUGUCCCCUAGGCCUCAUUCCAGGGGUCCCUCACCCUCUUGCACCACAGAGCCAGAGCCAAAGGUGAAGGUUCCUGCGAGCCCUCACCCCAAACAGACGGACCCUACGGAAAGCGCUUCCAAAGAAAGCAGGGAUGGAGCCUCUCCGGCCCAGAUCCCUCGAGCAACGGUGGCUCCGCUAGCUCUGGUCAAACCCAGACCCGGAACGGUCUCGCCCAUGGCCUCCCCGUUAGCCACCCCGGCUUUCAAAGACUCCAUCCCACCCUGCAGUCCCGGGCCGAAGACGGGCAGCAGCUCCGGCUCGUUCUGGAGCUCUGUUCCCGCCUCUCCUGCCAGCAGGCCCGGCUCCUUCACCUUCCCCGGGGAAGCGUGCGACACCUUGGGACGGCAAACUCAGAACCAAAGUCACCGGCAUUCCACCCACAGUAAAGACGCAGACCGUAUGAGUACCUGCUCUUCUGCCAGUGAGCAAUCUGUCCAGUCCACUCAAAGCAACGGGAGUGAAAGCAGCAGCAGCAGUAAUAUCUCCACCAUGUUGGUGACUCAGGACUAUGUGGCUCUGAAAGAGGAUGAGAUUAAUGUAGGUCAAGGGGAGGUGGUGCAGAUCCUGGCCUCCAAUCAGCAGAACAUGUUUUUGGUGUUCCGCGCCGCUACAGACCAAUGCCCCGCCGCCGAGGGCUGGAUCCCCGGGUACGUGCUGGGACACACCUCCGCCAUCAUCUCUGACGCAUCAGAGGGGACCAUUAAGAAAUCAUGGCAUACAUCCCUCCGCAUUCGUAAGAAGUCAGAGAAAAGAGAGAAGGAAAAUAAAAAGGAGGUCAAGCUGGAAAAUGGAUACAGGAAAUCCAGAGAGGGACUAACCAACAAGGUCUCUGUAAAGGACACUAAUAAAAACAAACACAAAUCUUUGUCUGUCUUGUCAUUUUCUGGAAAUCCUUCAGAAAGAUGGAUACUCAAAACUUUGUUCUCUAUUUUGCAGCUUCUAAAUCCCAAUUAUAUCUAUGAUGUUCCCCCGGAGAUCCUCGUCCCGCUGAGUGACGUGACCUGUGAUAAAGGGGAGUGUGUCACUCUGAGGUGUAAAGUGUGUGGCCGCCCCAAAGCCACAGUCACAUGGAAGGGACCCGAUCAGACAACACUCACUAACAACGGCCACUUCAGUAUAGUCUACAGUGAGACUGGCGAGGCCACGCUGCGUAUCGUAGGUGUGACCUCAGAGGACGAUGGCACAUACACUUGUGUUGCUACCAAUGACAUAGGCAGUGUGACAUCAUCAGCCAGUCUCAGAGUGUUGGGAACUACCAGCGAUGGAAUCCGGGUCAUGUGGAAAGACAACUUUGAGUCCUUUUACACUGAGGUAGCAGAGCUGGGCAGGGGAAGGUUCUCUGUAGUAAAACGCUGUGACCAGAGAGGGUCGAAGCGGACUGUGGCGGUCAAGUUUGUGAAUAAGAAACUCAUGAAGCGAGACCAGGUGACCCACGAGUUUAUUGUCCUACAGAGACUCCAGCACCCUCACCUAGUCAGGCUACUGGACACCUUUGAGACCUCCAGCAGCUACGCUCUGGUCCUCGAGAUGUCUGAUCAGGGCCGUCUUCUGGACUAUAUUGUGAGCUGGGGGAACCUCACUGAGGAGAAAGUGGCCUUUUACCUCCGGGACAUUUUAGAAGCUUUGCAGUACUUGCACAACUGCAGAAUAGUUCAUCUGGAUUUAAAGCCUGAAAACCUGGUGGUGGAGCAAAGCGUGUCCCAGCCGAUGGUGAAGCUGACGGACUUCGGUGACGCGGUGCAGCUGAACUCGACUCCUCACGUUCACCCUCUGCUGGGAAGCCCAGAGUUCGCGGCCCCUGAGCUGGUUCUCGGGGACCCCGUCUCUCUCUCCUCUGACCUGUGGAGUCUGGGGGUGGUGACGUACGUGAUGCUGAGCGGGGCGUCUCCGUUCCUGGACGAGAGCGUGGAGGAGACGUGCCUCAACAUCUGCCGCCUGGACUUCAGCUUCCCCGACGACUACUUCCAGGGCGUGAGCCAGGCGGCGCGGGAUUUCGUGUGUCUGCUUCUCAGGACCGAACCUUCCAAGCGUCCCCCGGCUGCCGUCUGCAUGCAAGACCCCUGGCUGAGACCCGGCGGGGGCCGCCGCUCAGCCGAGUGCAUCGACACCUCCAGACUCAUUUCCUUCAUCGAUCGGCGCAAACACCAGAACGACCUUCGGCCUCUCGGAGGCGUAAGAGCCUUCCUGCAAAGCAGACUUCAGCCCAGGAUCUGACCCAGAAUCAUGAUCUCAUCCUCUUUCCCAUGCCAAUCAAGAAGUCUUCAGUCCUGAGCCUAUCAAAAUGUGUGCUGACAACCAUAUCUGCCAAUCAGAGCCUUCGUCAGCAGACGAGACGUAAGAUUGAUAGUUCUCUCCCAGUUUGCUGCUGCCUUGUUUCCAAUUCAAUUAAGACUUGUAAGCAGAGAUUAAAACAAUGGAAUAUAAAUAUAUAUAUAUAUAUAUAUAAAAAGAUUUCUUUGAUUUGCUGAAUGAUCAACAAAUCUACACAAGAGGACUGAUAUUUUGUGUAGAACAAAUGUACCUGCACAAGAAAGCGAUGCCAAUGCAAGUUAGCAAGGGGAACAAGUGUUCCUCUUUGCGUUUUGCCUGAGCCAGAGAGCAAGCGGCUGCUUUCGUCGUGCUUUUACAGUGUUCGACUCGGAACCUUUCUUAACGAGACAAACGAACAGCGCGUUAUACAUUUUCAGGUACACCUUUCAAUAAAAACCAUAACAUCGACUCAGUCUGAAUGAACGCAACACACAAAGCGUUUUAAGUGGAAACUUGUUUUGGUCUCCUAGUGUAAUUAGUUGCUUAUUUCAACGAUGAUGAUGAUUUUUACAGGCCGCACCUCUUUUUUUUAAUUUACUACGACUAGAACAAAUCGUGUUGUGCAAUCUGCAGAUGUAUGCGCCUUAUUCUAUACCAUGUUUGUUUGUUUGUUUCUUUUUAAAUGCAAUGUCACAAGGGUGGAGAGACACGGCGUCGGAGCGCGUCGGCGAUGACUGAAUACUGUAAAUGCACUCGCGUUGUUUCCGGUUCUUACCACGUGCAAUGUUGCAGCUUGGAUGGGUUAUGCAACUGUUUAUGAAGACAUCUGUUAAACCUUUAAUAAAAACGUAGAAUAGCACGUAUUCGGUGCUGCGGUUCUGCUGUCGUUUAUUUAAUCCGGUCUUUUUCAGUAAGUAUUGAAGCCCUGUCAUCGUACGGGGUUGCUGUCUACAGUACAUGGCACUUACGCUAGUCACUUUUCUGUUGAUAUACAUAUUGGUAUGCCAAAGCUCUCCAUGCUUUAUGAGAAUUCCCCACACACAUUCGACUCCUUUAAGUUAUACGCUGUGACUGGGUGUUUACAUGAGAUUUCCAUAGCUUUACAACAUCUAUUUUCCACGUCAUUGACGUUUUACGUUUUGCUUUUCUGUGCAUUUUCUGAAAUGCACCUCCCAUUUAGACCAGGCAGUCCUUGACGUCGAUUUCAUUUCGCAUAGCAAGAUGUCAUGGACAAAAAUGUGAAGCCUUUAAAUUAUGAUAUUUAUCUCGUCAUAUAGAUAGUUUUAAUGGCUUUAAAGUUUUAAGGCCUCAGUUUUUGUCGUAAGAAGCUCUCAACAAUUGAAAUUGUCACUGGAAUGCUGUCUGUAACCAGUGGCCUGUUGUUCUCAUUUCCAGUGAUCCUCGCAUCAUUCAUCAGUCAGAUGUUAUCUUUGAGAUUUUGAAGCGUAUUGAAAUGUUUGGUUGGCGGGCAAUGACUCGUUCCCGGUUGGAAGGAACAUUGCUGAAUCAUCUGUAUAGACCCAUAUGAUGUCCCCUAAUUUAUUUGUCAUUGUAAAGUUGUACAGAUGCCUUUACAGCGUGGGAACUUGGACUGGAUACAUUUUUUUUUAAAGUGUUUCAUUGAAUGUCUAAUUUUAGUUCUGAUCUCAUUGUAUUUUUAAUGUAUGUAUUAUCAUUUUAGACUCGUUUUAUUUGGAUUAUUUUAUACUGUUUGCAUGUGUAUAUUUCUUUGUACAGAAACCAUAAGUGUUUACGCGAUAUGUGCUGUAAAUAUUUUCAGUUUUGUCAUCAUUAUUUUGGAAUUAAACAUAUGGAACAUU